AUGCCAUCGUUGCCACGUACAAAUGAAGUCAUACAAACUGUUAAAUUAUUUGAAAAAAUAGCUGUUACUCUCGAUGGUUCAAAAAGUGAACUCACCUCAUGGACGUAUCAACAUGCAGCAUCGAUUGAAUCCACUCGCCUCUUUCGUGAUCAUAUAACUAUCAAUGACUUUGCCAUUACAUCUAGCAAAUUAGAUUCUGAGAUUAUAUUCGUACUUGUACUUACAAGUAACCGUUGGAUUGAAAUUUAUGAAGCUAAAUCACUUAACAAGGAGACUUUAUUUAAUCUUCAAUUGCAUUCUCCAGCACGAGUUCAUUCGACACACAGUGGUACGUUUUUUGUGUUAACAAACAAUGGUUUAGCAUAUUCUAUUGCUCAACAAAUUACUUCUGAAAAUGAAAUCCAAUUUAACCAGACAGCUAAUAUUCAAUUGAAAAUUCCAUGUUCAAAAAUGUUUAGUUCAGUUGUAACUCUCAAUUCAUUAGAAAAUCUUAUAAUAUUUGCUGAUAAUGGACAAUCAAUGGCAAUCUGGACAAUCGAACGAAUUAUAUAUAUUGACGUUGAUGUUUCACCUUAUCUUUUAUCAUCGCAAUUGAAAUCUAUUGACAGUGAAAGAACUGAAAACUUAUUAUUAAUGUAUUUUGACGAUAAAAAUCUUCUUUCGUGUCAAGUAAACCUAGAAGAAUCGAUCGAUAGAGGCUCUCUUCAAAUGACUCCAUUUGAUAAAGCCGAUAAAUUUUGUCUGAAAAAUGAUUGUCUUGCAACAUAUAACAACGGAAAUACUCAACUUAACUUACACAACAUCCGUUCAUGUACAUGUUAUGAACCGAUUCAAUUAGAAAAUGAAUGUCUACAAUUAUGUUUAAAUGAAUCUGCUAGUUAUGUUUUUGCUCUUGUCAAACCUCGGGUCUUGUUCAUGUAUCGUAUUAAUGAUCGUCGACAAUUAGCUAAAUUAUUUGUUUAUGAUUUUGUUUCAUUCAUGGUAGCAGACAAUGAGUUUCUUGUUUUAGCUAUGAAUGACAGACGUCUACUUACACUCAUGAUUGCCGAUCCUGAUGAUCCAAACAUACAGGCAAAAAUACAAGCUUUACCUAGCAGAAAUCCUCGACGUGUAACGAAAUCCGCAGUGGCAAACUUAAUUGAACAUAUGGAAAAAUGCACUAACAUGAGUUCAAGUGAUGAAGAAUCUGAUUUUGCUGCCAAUAAAAGUGAGGACGACAGCAAUACUAAAAGUAAUAACGAUGGCAAAACUAUUAUACAAAAGAAUCAACGACCUAUUAGUCUUUUACGUUUUGUAACUCGACUAGAUGGUCGACAUUUACUGUCAAAGAUGAGUAGUGAUGCUGAAUUACAAUCGAAGGCUUUGACUCUAUUUUCGGAAGAUUCAGAAUCUUUUGACAUGGCACAAAUCAUAUAUGAUUCCGAUAAUGAAAAUCACAAUGAUGAUCACGAUGUCGAAUAUCCCGGUGCUGUUACUACCGCAAUGACCGAACAACAACCAAUUGAGCAUGAUCUCGAUGAUAUUCGUCAAAAGACAUUGGAACAUAAUCGACAACAACUUAAAGGAAUUCAAUUUGCAAAUGCAGGUGAUGGAAAUUUAAAAGUAGUAAAUAGUUACGCAGUUACUUCAAAUACGUGUACUCUUAUUUAA
This is a messenger RNA of Rotaria sp. Silwood1, 1650 nucleotides long. Lineage: Eukaryota; Metazoa; Rotifera; Eurotatoria; Philodinida; Philodinidae. The record is from the annotation of a GenBank genome assembly.